ACAACGCACCGUUACAGAUUCACAAUCUCCACCUACGCCCUCAUAAUCUUAAGAUCAUACAUAACUUUCGACUAGCAACCUCUCAACAUGGGUAACGGAGCCAAAGCUGAACAGAAGCGAGAACGUAACGCCAAGAACGCACCUGCCAAGGGAGCUUCUUCGCAAUUGAAGGCCAACGCCGCUGCGCAAACAACCAUCUGUAAAAAGUGUUUCCGGACCUUUCAAUCCACGGCCGGACAGGCGAAAUUGACCGAACACUCUGACACGCACAACAAGCCGUUUGCCGAAUGUUUCCCCGAUUUCGGCAAGUAGGCCACGGGAUCUAGGGGUCUUCUUUAAUCGGAAGGAAGACGAUAUUCGAGAGGGUUGAGGUUGGGUCGUCCGUGGGAGACCGCAGAGUCCGAGGCGACGCAUCGUGGACUGGGUCUCAAAUGGGGCGGUUGUCGGGGGUUUUGGGAGACACAAGUUGUAUAUAUUUCGCGUUCACUCUGGGGCAUCAUUUCAUCGAUUUUGUGUUUGCCGACUCGUCAGAUGGCCGAAUACGAUCAUGCCGGCUGGGAGGCAAGGUAAAGCGCUUGAGAGGGCACCCAGACUCACAACGAGGAUGAAGAUGGCCAGAUGGCGGGCGAAGCUGGGGAACUCUAGGGCCUGAAGCACGAUACAUAUAGCUAGACCUCAAUUUAUAUCAGGAUUCGGAAACCAUGUGAGAAUGUAUGCAUGUCUAUGUCGCGAAUGUCUUUCGUAAUGUAUCUAUCGGUCAUUUGCCCGCGAUUGCAUAAGGUGUAC
Messenger RNA from Filobasidium floriforme, 786 nucleotides. Its product is annotated as At2g23090 like protein. The transcript is spliced from 4 exons. NCBI's taxonomy places the organism in Eukaryota, Fungi, Basidiomycota, Tremellomycetes, Filobasidiales, Filobasidiaceae. The record is from RefSeq and is a predicted model, not a curated record. The coding region runs from base 88 to 312 and encodes 74 amino acids.